Messenger RNA from Nymphaea colorata (pocket water lily), 1398 nucleotides. RefSeq lists its product as uncharacterized. The transcript has 5 exons. Bases 30 to 1124 code for a protein of 364 amino acids. Lineage: Eukaryota; Viridiplantae; Streptophyta; Magnoliopsida; Nymphaeales; Nymphaeaceae. The record is from RefSeq and is a predicted model, not a curated record.
GCUUUUGUUUUGAACUUGCUUUGGUGUUUAUGAUCUGCUUCGUUGCUCUUGAAUCCUUAUUGACAAAGCAACUUGGACAUCAGGCGGACGAAGAACGAAGGGAAUCCAAAAUGAGGGUGCUGGUAACGGGAGCUACUGGUUAUUUGGGGAGCAGCCUCUGCAGGGGACUGCUGCAAGAAGGCCACACUGUGAAGGCCCUUGUCCGCCGGUCCAGCGACCUUUCGUCCCUUCCCACCACCACUUCCUCUCACAACUUCGAGCUUGCCUUUGGCGACGUCACCGACCUCGCUUCCCUCCUCGCCGCGUUCUCCGGCUGCGACGUCCUCUUCCACACUGCUGCCGCCGUCGAGCCUUGGGUCCCUAACCCCUCCGUACUCUUCACCGUAAAUGUUGAAGGAUUGAGGAAUGUGCUGCUAGCGUUUAGAGAGACGAGUUCUAUGCAGAAGAUGGUGUAUACCUCGUCCUUCUUUGCUCUUGGGCCUACUGACGGAUGUAUCGGUGAUGAGAUGCAGAUGCAUCACGAGAAGUUCUUCUGUACAGAGUAUGAGAAGUCCAAACUUAUGGCUGAUAAAAUUGCACUUAAAGCAGCCGAAGAUGGCCUGCCAAUCGUUAUUCUUUAUCCGGGGGUCAUUUAUGGGCCUGGAAGGCUUACUUCAGGAAAUCUUGUGGCUAAUACGAUUAUAGAGCGCUUCAGCGGGCGUUUACCAGGCUAUAUUGGCAAAGGCAAUGAAAGGUUUUCUUUUUGCCAUGUUGAGGAUGUAAUACAUGGACAUGUAGCAGCAAUGGACAGAGGGAAAAUUGGUGAAAGGUAUUUACUUGGUGGAGAAAAUGCAUCUUUUGCUGAUGUACUUGACAUUGCUGCCAUGGUCACUGGAACACAACGGCCUUCAUUUCAUAUUCCAUUGUGGCUAGUGGAAAUCUAUGGUUGGAUGAGCGUGUUUUGGGCCCGUCUCACAGGAACUAUUCCUCUAAUUAGUUACCCAAUAGUGCAUGUAAUGAGACACCAGUGGGUUUAUUCUUCUGACAAGGCCAAAGAGGAGCUUAAUUACAAGCCAAGAAAUUUAAAGGAAGGUCUAACUGACGUUAUGAUGUGGUUGAAGAGUGUAGGAAAAAUAAAUUAUUGAACUUGCACAUCGGCCAUCUCUCUUUACCAAAUGGUAUCACCAUUAGAUUAGUGCCAAUAAAGGGGCAACCAUUAGACUAGUGGGACGAAAUUGCAAUUAAUGGUUCUCCAAAGUUUAUGAAUUACAGCAAUCUCCUGUGAUGUUUAUGUUCGUUACCUUUGAGCAUCAUGUAAAGCAAGGCUAAUUUGGUACUCUGUUCUACAGUGGCUGCUGCUUUCUUUCCUAUCUUCAAAGUUUAUGAAUUAUAUAUAUUGAAGGACUUAAAGUUAUCAAA